AUGUUUAUCCUUUCCAGUUUACAAAUUAUUUUUCGGUUUUUUCUGAGGAACAUAAUAUCCAUUGCCGAGAUGAGUUAUCUUUCUGGAACUCUCACAUUGGGUCUCCUGCUAGGUUGUCUCGUAUUUGCAUCUGGCACGCAGGAAAAGAAUUAUACAAUACCGGAAGAGCUUCCUGAAAAUGUCCUGAUAGGCGAUCUGGUGAAAGAUCUAGGCUUGAAGUUCUCACCAGAGAAAAGGCUCUCGACUCCCUUGCAGUUUAAGUUAGUAUACAAGAGUGAAGAUCUGCCAUUAGUGAGGGUAGAGGAGACAAGUGGUGAGCUCUAUACCACCGACGUACGAAUAGAUCGCGAACAAUUAUGCUCUGGAGUCUUUUCUGAGACUCACUGUUUUUAUGAAGUUGAACUAGUUAUUUUCCCAGAAGAAGUCUUUAAACUGGUCAAGCUUCGUUUUCUAAUAGAAGAUAUCAAUGAUAAUUCACCGCUCUUUCCUGCGACGGUCAUCAACAUUUCGAUUCCUGAGAACUCUGCUAUCAGUUCCCGAUUUCCGAUACCUUCAGCUGUUGAUCCUGAUGUUGGCAUUAACGGAAUUCAACAGUACCAUCUGAUUAAGGGUUUCGAUAUAUUUGGCCUUGAUGUCAUUGAAACACCUGAGGGAGAAAAAUGGCCCCUACUAAUUGUCCAAAAGAUGCUGGAUCGGGAGGAGAGAGACACAUAUGUGAUGAAAUUGAAAGUCGAAGAUGGUGGGUCACCUCCAAGGUCCAGCACAGCCAUUUUACAAGUUUCUGUGAUUGACCUGAAUGACAACGGUCCCAUCUUUGCGGAGACAGAGGUUGAAGUCGCCAUCCCUGAAAAUGCUCCUGUGGGCUCUUCAGUCUAUCAGCUUCGUGCCACUGAUGCUGAUGUGGGUGCAAAUGCACAGAUCCAGUACUUUUUCAGCAAUCUGAUGAACCAACUUGCUAGGAAGCUUUUCAAUCUCAACAAUACCACUGGCCUCAUUACCAUCAAGGAGCCCUUGGAUAGGGAGCAGGCACCUAUUCACAAGCUAAUGGUUGUAGCAACCGAUGGAGGUCCAAUGCCAGCUAGGGCUAUGGUGAUAGUGAAUGUCACAGAUGUCAACGACAACUCCCCGAUAAUUGAUGUCAGAUACAUCAUCGAUACAGUCAAUGGGACUGUGUACUUAUCAGAAAAUGCUGGACUCAAUACCAAAAUUGCUGUCAUUACACUAAUAGACAAAGAUGCUGAUCGUAAUGGGAGAGUGACCUGUUUCACAGAACAUGACAUUCCUUUCCGAUUAAAGCCAGUAUUUGAAAAUCAAUUCCUGAUGGAGAGUUCCUCUUUCCUGGACUAUGAGACUACAAAAGAAUAUGAAAUAAAAUUGCUGGCUUCAGACGCUGGCAAACCCCCUUUGAAUUACACUACUUCAGUUGUGAUCAAAGUCAAAGAUGAAAAUGACAACGCACCCAUCUUCAGCCGGUCCAGCAUAAGGGUUUCUGUCCUAGAGAACAAUGCUCCUGGCGCUCAGCUGACAAAAAUCAGUGCAACGGAUGCAGACAGUGGAAAGAAUGCAGAGAUCACUUACCUGAUAGCUGGCGACCCCCCCUCUGCUUUCAGCCUGGAUAGACGUACAGGCAUUCUCUCAGCAGUGGAACAACUAGAUAGAGAAAAGAAAGACAAAUACACCUUCACAGUCACUGCAAGGGACAAUGGGGUGCCUCACCUGCAGUCCAAUGCCACAGUGAUUGUAACAGUCCUUGAUCAGAAUGACAACAGCCCUACUUUCACCCACAGUGAGUACAACUUCUACGUCCCAGAAAACCUACCCAAGCAUGGCACGGUGGGACUCAUCACUAUAACUGAUAAUGAUGCUGGAGAAAAUGGGGCUAUCACUCUCACCAUUCUAAAUAGCAAUGGGACUUUCAUCAUUGAUUCAACAAAUGGAGUCAUCCGACCCAAUAUCACUUUUGAUAGAGAGAAACAAGAGUCUUACACUUUCAUCGUCAUGGCCACAGACGGAGGCAGGGUGCCACGAUCUGCAUCUGCCAAGGUGACCAUAAAUGUAGUUGAUAUUAAUGACAACAGACCAGUUUUCAUUUUCCCUCCGACUAACUACACUUUUCAGUUUGUUCCACUAGCUACUGAAGUUGGCACACUUCUGUACGUAGUGAUGGCUAUCGAUGAGGACACUGGCAUGAAUGCCGAAAUCCGUUACCAAAUUGAAGAUGGAAACCAAAAGAAAUUAUUUGAAGUGGAAGGAGCAUCAGGGAACAUUACCCUGAAAUCAAAACUUGAUCGGGCAGACCAAGGUUUACACAAGCUGUUGAUCAAAGCUAGGGACUUAGGACAACCUGACUCUAUGAAUAGCAAAAUACUACUAAAUCUAUUUGUGAAUGAUAGUCUGAACAAUUCUACCUUUGUCGAUGAACUACUGCGCAGAACUCUGGCUAAAGAUAUAGUCAUCCAGCCUGUUGAAAAGAAAAAGAAAGAAGUCCCAACCCCAUCGACUGGUGACUAUAUCAAGUACAUCAUUGCCAUCAUUUCUGGCUCCAUGACUGCUGUCCUGACCAUUGUUGUCGCUGCUUUAUUACGUUGCCGCGUUUUUCCACGCCUCAAAGCUGCAAGACAGCAGAAUUCAGAAUGGGUUACUCCAAAUCCAAACAACAGCGAGACAAUAACCCUUAGCGCAAAUGACGACACUGGCACUAAUAGUGUCAUCCUUAACCUUGCCACCUUUGCCGAAUCUGGGACUGAUGAUCUAGAUAAUGACGAAGAAGAGGUCACUACCUCUUUAGAUGUUGCCGUUGAUAUGGAAGAAGACACCAUGGAGAGGUACAACUGGGGUACCCAUUCUUCUACUUUUAAGCCUGAUGUUCCUGAUUUGGCCGAACACUACAAAGCGACAUCUCCUCAGCCAGCCUUCCAUAUUGAGCCCGAGACUCCCGUGCAUUCAAAAUGCCACGGCAUCCAGGAGCUGCCCAUGGACAACACUUUUGUGAUGGGCUGUGACUCUCUUUCCAAAUGUUCCUCUAGCAGCUCAGAUCCAUAUAGCAUUUCUGACUGUAGCUGUCAAGGAACCAUCAAGACUACAGCCACCAUUCACCCCCGACAGGCUGCAAGCCAGCUCGGGAUGACUGACUCUGAUUUAAAGGAUCCAAAUGUGAUCGCUAUCCGGACUUACCCUAUGCAUUUGAUGCCGGCUACUAGACCCCGUACUCCACUGAGAGAGCCAGCUAUUCAGGAGACAGCUGUGGACACCUGGACUUCUGCUCAGAGGAAACCAGAGCCGAAAAAACCAGGAAAGGGUCAGCGCCGUGUCACAUUCUACCUUCCAGAAAGCUCCCAGGAGAGCGGCAGUGACCGUGGACCUAUUGAGGCAGAAGCCGGUGCUACUGCUAGUGCCAGGCCUGGCUACGCUCGGAGAGACUACCGUAACCGCACAACUACACACAGCAACCGUACCGAAGGAGACGGCAACUCUGACCCUGAAACUGCUUGCAUUUAUGGACUCAAGAAAGCUGCAGAAAUAACUGUCCAGCCAACCCUUGAAGAAGCCUCUGACAACUGUACCCAAGAAUGCUUUAUCCUUGGCCAUUCCGACUCUUGCUGGAUGCCUGCUGCGGUGCCCCAGUAUCGGCCACCUCGCUCUCCGGAGCCUGCUGUAACCCGCUACAGUUCUCCUGCUCCACAUCUGAUCACGACCACAGCGAUGUGCCACAAUCCUCCUGAGCCCCAGGCUGCUGCUAUUUCCACCAGUCCCCCCCAGGCACAGAGCCAAGAAGUGGGGCAUGGUGCUACGGCUGAAGCAAGGGGUGCUCAAGGAGGAGUUGUUACACAGGAUGACUCUAAUCAGGGACGAAGAUGCAGUCCCAGAGCCCUGUUUUGCACAGCUCAACAUGAUGAAUCAAUCAAAGUCAUUCCCAUGACGACCUUCACUCCCGGCCAAUCUUCACGGGGCUCUCCCAAUAUUGAAGAGGAUCCCAUGUAA
Molecule: messenger RNA, 3981 nt
Organism: Trichosurus vulpecula (common brushtail)
Lineage: Eukaryota; Metazoa; Chordata; Mammalia; Diprotodontia; Phalangeridae
Product: protocadherin-11 X-linked-like
Exons: 9
Coding region: 1-3981 (1326 amino acids)
Biological process (GO): homophilic cell-cell adhesion
Cellular component (GO): plasma membrane
Molecular function (GO): calcium ion binding
Source: RefSeq, a predicted model, not a curated record